UCACAUUCCGAGGUUAGCCUGCAGUGGGCCAAGGAGAAGGGCAACGCCGAGUGCGUGCGCGCCUUCGAGGAGCAUGCGGCGGCGGCUGAGGCGGAGGCGGAGGCGGCGAGGAAGGCGGAGAGGGCGGCGGCGGAGGCGGAGGCGGCGCGGCAUGCCGAGGCGCUGCUGGCGGAGGAGGAGGCGGAGAAGGAGGCGGAGGAGCGCAAGGAGAGCAAGAAGGGCAAGAAGAAGAAGAAGAGGAGGAGCGGCGCGGCGAGGCCGUCGUCUCGGCUCCGGGCCCCGGCGCCAUCGCCGCCUCGCCGCCGCCAGCCCCGCCGCCAGCCUCGCCGCCCCCACCCGCCGACGCAGCCGCCAUCGCCGCGGCGGACGAGGCGCUGCAGCAGGCAGUGGCCGCUGGCUCGUACGAGGGACUAGCGAGCGCGCUGGAGGCGUACAGCAGCCUCGCGAGCCCGGCCGUGCUGGCGGCGGCGAGGCGCGCGCGCGACAAGCUCAAGGAGGCGCGGAAGCGUGAGAGCCAGCGGCUGCGCAAGGCGCAUGGCGCGGCGAUGGGCGCGCUCAAGUCGCUCGACACAGCGGACAGCCCCUCCGCGCUCCGAGCGGGCAUUGCCGCCGCCAGGCCGCACGUGGGAGUGCUGCCUGCCUUGGACGGGGAGAUGAGCGCGGCAGAGUCGCGGCUGGCAGAGCUGUCUGUCGGCUCCAAGCCGUCCACAGCGGAAGAGGCGGUUGCUCGGCCCGUCGAGAUAGCCUUGUCGGACCUCACCGCGGCGACCGAUGGGUUCGCCGACAGGAAGCUGAUUGGCAGCGGCGGAUUUAGCCGCGUCUACGAGGCGUCGGCCGACCUCCACCUCUCCCUCUCCGCGCCACCACAGCUGCGCCACUUGCCGCUCGUCGUCAAGCGGGCAAAGUCGGACCAGUCGGGAGGGCUGUUGCGGGCGGAGCUCGAGGUGAAGAUGCUCAAGGCGGUGAGCCACCCGCACCUGCUGCCGCUUCUCGGCUACUGCCUCUCGCCCGACGGCAUCUGCCUCCUCUCGCCGCUGAUGCGUGGAGGCUCGCUCGAGGCGCGGUUGCGUAUUUCGGAUCCCGACCGCGCGGCGCUCCGGCGGCUGGGCAUGGCGGAGCCGCCGAGGCCGCUGACGUGGCGGCAGCGGGUGCGUAUCGCGUGUGAGGCGACCGAGGCGCUCGUCUACCUCCACUCGAAGGGCAUCGUGCACCGCGACGUCAAGCCAGAACAACAUCCUGCUCGACGAGAAGCUGGCCGCCGUGCUCGCCGACACGGGCUUCGCCAAGGACCAGCGGCCGGACGCUUCUGUUCGCUGCCGCUCGACCGCCGCCCUCUACAUGACCACGGGCUACCUCUGCCCCUCCAUCACCAAGGGAGGCGAGUACUCGAGCAAGACAGACGGGUACGCGGUCGGUGUCACCCUCCUCGUCUGCCUCACCAACCGCUCGGAGGUGCAACUGACCGACCGGUGCGAGGACGAGUUUGAGGAGGACUGGACCGACAUCGACGCGGCAACGAUCGCGGACGCGGCGGCGGGGUGGCCAGCCGACGCGGCGCGCACUGUCAAGGACCUCGCCAAGGCGGACGGGAAGAGCCUCUGCCACGACAGCCUGCGCAAGAGGCCGACGCUGCCCGAGGCAAUCACGACUCUGCGGGCGCUGCUGUCUGCGGGCAGGGCGGGGAUGGAGGAGGCUGCGCCGGCGCCUGCAGGUGAGGCCCACACCACCGGCUACGAGCCUUCGCCGCUCUCGGUGCAGGUGCGCGGCAUGCGCACGGGCGGCGACGCGCAGGCGCGCAUCCAGGACAACAUGCUGCUCGCCUUCAAAACGCUGAUGCCGCGUCUCGAUUCCGUUUACGCCUCGCGCUCCGCGGCGGCGCCCGACGGCUUCGAGGAGCGCAUCAACUUUUGGCACCGCGAGUGCGGCCUGCCGACCGAGCUGCGGAGCCAGCUGCACUCGCUGCGCAUCUGGGCGAACGCGGCGCGGCACCACGACGCGGCGAGGUGGCGGAGGGACGGGCCGCGCAGCGAGGGGGAGGCGUCGCGGCUCGUGGCCGCGGUGAGGGAGGCGAUCGGGGCUCUCCAGGCGGGAUGAUUGUUAUAUGCCGGGACGACGGCCAGCGCGACGACGGUCCACGCCGGCGAAGUUUUUUCUUUUACCUAAUGGCGGCUGCCAAGAGUUUUCGUUGAGAAA
This is a messenger RNA of Emiliania huxleyi CCMP1516, 2193 nucleotides long. RefSeq lists its product as hypothetical. The transcript has a single exon. Gene Ontology annotation, cellular component: plasma membrane. NCBI's taxonomy places the organism in Eukaryota, Haptophyta, Isochrysidales, Noelaerhabdaceae. The record is from RefSeq and is a predicted model, not a curated record. Bases 546 to 1487 code for a protein of 313 amino acids. Gene Ontology annotation, biological process: protein phosphorylation. Gene Ontology annotation, molecular function: protein kinase activity; ATP binding.